AUGGAAAGCCUACUGAAUGAAAAGAAUAAUUUUAUUAGACAUGUUUUGAUGAACGCGCCUCCUGGGAAAGUAGCCGACUUGGUGUCAGACUUAAAAACGCUCUUUGGAACAAGUGCGGUGAUUCAAAAUUCAAUUGAAGAAGCCGUGGCCGCUCACAAUGAACAGAACUAUGCCAUCAUUCCCCUCUCGGGUGACGAAUAUGUCAUCACCUGUGAGGAGUCCAAAGUUGGCAAUUCCUACCUCCAGCCGAAUCUGAAAUUGCUGCUCGAUGUUAACCACUUGAAGAAGAAGGUAAACACAAAGGCGGACUUUGAAGAACUGAACUACCCAGAGCUUUUGGAAAAAUAUAGAAAAAGCUGCAGCGCAAAAUUGGAAGAGUAUGUCCAAGUGCACUACUCGAAUUGGAACGAACUGCAAACGAUUAAUUACCCAACCGUUAAUAUCAACUCGAAGAAUGGCCUUAGCGUGAAAUGCUGCUCGUCUGUCUACGCUACGGAGCGCGAAGGCAGAUUGAACCUCCUCCUUAUCCUAUGUUGCGACAGACACUAUUUGAAGAAUUUCCACGCCAGUUCGUGGAGAAGCUCCUGGAAUGUGACUUUUUUAACAACGGAUGAGGAAGUUCUCUUAAAUGGCACCAUAGACAUAGUUCUCACAUAUUUCGAAGACGCGAACAUCAAUUUUAAGGCCACCAAGGGUUUUGAGAAAAUGGUCCAUGUGAACAACGGUGUUGACAAUUUUUCGGAAAAUAUUUUGUCCGCUAUACGCGAGUGUGAGAAUUGCGCACUUUAUGAGUUAAACGAGUUUCUUAUCCAUACAGAUAAGGAACUGAUCAAGAGCACACGGAAAAUAAUACCAUUCAAUGGCGACAAGUUUGAUUGGAAGGAGACGUACCAUGACAUUCCCGCUCAAAUUAAGUCAGCACAUGCAUGCAAAUAUGUGUGCGUGGAAACAUGUGCCUAUUCACAAAAGUCGUAUAUAUGGAACUUUAAAAAAAAAAAAUUCCUGCACUGCAUCGUCUGCCUACAUGGCGAAGGGAGGCUCUUUAACGUGCACCGUACAGGGCGUGCGCAGAGUGAAACGCAGGGCGGAUGCUACUAA
Molecule: messenger RNA, 1098 nt
Organism: Plasmodium inui San Antonio 1
Lineage: Eukaryota; Apicomplexa; Aconoidasida; Haemosporida; Plasmodiidae
Exons: 9
Coding region: 1-1098 (365 amino acids)
Biological process (GO): actin cytoskeleton organization; barbed-end actin filament capping
Cellular component (GO): F-actin capping protein complex; actin cortical patch
Molecular function (GO): actin filament binding
Source: RefSeq, a predicted model, not a curated record